AUGUCAGCCCCAAUCAAAACAAACUCCGCACACGCGAGCAAGGUCAAGCCGACGCGGUCGCUUCGGGAGAAGGUGCUGUCAAAGUCAGCGAAGUCAGUCGCCUCGGAAAGUUUGGCGCAACCAUCGCAGACGUGCACAGCGGACCCAAAGCCGAAAGCGGCCUCGGUAUCAGACGCGGCGGACCAAAGGACGGCAGUGCUUCAACAGCUGAAGAGCCCCGUCACAGCUUACAGCUCGGCCUGCUCGGAAGCCUCCGACCAGAAACGCAUGAGUGAAAAUAAGCGAGUCUCGGAGAUUGUAAUAGAAUGGGAGCAGUGCAACGUCUCCCCACCCAAACCCAUAAUAACAGACGAGGUGGACUCAGACGCUUCGAGCCGGACAGACUACACGUCCGGCAGGAGGGCGAGCAUCCUGUACAGGACACCGAGGAGAGGUACAGGUGUCCACAUGGACCUCGCCACAAGGGAGGCGAACACCCUCCUCCAACAAGGAAAAGAGGCGUUGGAGGCGGCCGGCAACAUGAAGCGGGAAUGCAAGGUCACCGCUCAGGAAAGCCUACAGGGCCUGUAUGAGACGGUCCUCUCCUUGUCGGACUCCAGGGCCAGAUAUAAGCACAGCCUGGAGAAAGAGAGGUCUCGGCACGCGCAGGAACUAGUGCGCGCAGAGCGGGCUCACACGAGGGACAUGCUCGCUCUCAAAGAGACCCUCGCCACGGAACUGUGCGGAGCAAGGGAGGACAUACGGGACACCCUGAAGGCCACUAAAAACAUCAGGGAGUGGCUAGGCUCGGAGACCCUCGAGGCGCUAAAAGCGAGCGCCGAAACGAAGAAAGGUGUCCAAGCGCUUGAGGCGACGAUAAGGAAAGAGGCGGAGAGCACGCGAAAGGAGAUAGCCAGAGGCUCAGGGUCGCCGGGAAAAGACAUCCCGAACCCAAUCCUUAUGCGCCUCGAGCUGAACAUCGCCAACAUAACAAAUCAGCUCGACACUCUCCGCAAACAGCUGGACCGCCUCAAGCAGACGCCAAAGUCUUCAGCCACCAGCAGCGCGCAGCCCAUCCAGCACGAAUGCUGCAUCACCCCCGCAAUGGUGACGGCCGCCUCCACGAUGGAAAGACUGGAGGCACAAGUGUUAAAACUGACCACGCAACUCACCACACACAUAAACAAACCCCCUCCUCCUCAGCAAGACAUCAGCCGACACUUCAAACCACUGAAGGAGAAGCUACAGUCAGUGUCCUCUGAUAUUAGAGACCUCCGCGACAGGCCAGCCCCCACACCCGCAGCGCCAAACCUGCAAUCGGAGCUCGCCAUCGUAGAGGUCAAGCGGACGCUGGCUGAAGUUGUCAAAGGAAUCGGCAAGAUGAGCGAUAGGACACCCGCUCCCCAACAACCAAAAGCAGCGGCAAAACCAACCGUCCAGCCACAGUCCGGACACACGUUAAUUGUCUCCUCCACAGAUCCGAAGCACACGGGAGACAAUGUCAUGGACAAACUUAGAGUGGCACUAGACCUGAAGAACUCGGGGGCGAAUAUAAAUAAAACAAGGAAGGCGAAAAACCAAAAGGUCAUCCUAAGCUGCGCGACACGAGAGGACAUGGAUGUCGUAAAGCGCCAAAUCAUCGGCAAAGAUGACCUGAAGGUUCAAGAGCCGAAACCGGGAAAUCCUCUGGUUUGUCUAAGAGGCGUCGAGGCCUACCAAACAGAUGCGGAAAUGGAGAGUCUCCUUUGGUCACAAAAUAGGAAAAUCCUCCAUGGCAUCGAACCGGGAAGCCAAACGCUGAAACUUAAAUUCAGGAAAAGAGCCCGUGACCCUGUUAUCUGCCACCCAGUCUUCAAGUUGUCCCCAGAACUGUGGAAACGGUUCACGCAAGGCAAAGCUAAAGUGUUCUGCGGCCUAAAGGGACCCUCCCUGUAG
Trichoplusia ni (cabbage looper) is the source of this 1914-nucleotide messenger RNA. RefSeq lists its product as uncharacterized. The transcript has a single exon. Bases 1 to 1914 code for a protein of 637 amino acids. The record is from RefSeq and is a predicted model, not a curated record. NCBI's taxonomy places the organism in Eukaryota, Metazoa, Arthropoda, Insecta, Lepidoptera, Noctuidae.